AUGCCGGCGGGGACGUCCUCGCUCUCGGCGCUCGCGUCACACGCUCGGGGGCAUCACCGCCGAGGGCGAUGCAACAAUUGGAGAGGUCGAAGCGCACGCGUGGAGGCGAGCGCGUCGACGGAGCGGAGGCCGACGACGUUAGGGGAGGAGACGAGGAAGGAUUUCCCGAUUCUGGACCAGAAAACCGAGAGCGGGGCGCAGUUGGUGUACCUGGAUAAUGCCGCGACGUCGCAGAAGCCGAACGAGGUGGUGGACGCGCACAUGUUUUAUUAUAAGGACUACAAUUCGAAUGUGCACCGAGGGGUGCACUACCUGAGCAGCAAGGCGACGGACGCGUAUGAGCUGUCGAGGCGGAAAAUUGCGAGGUUCGUAAACGCAAAGACGGAUAGGGAGAUUGUCUUCACAAGAAACGCGAGCGAAGCGAUCAACCUAGUGGCGAACACGUGGGGAACGAAAUACUUGGAGGCCGGGGAUGAGAUAAUUCUAAGCGUGCUGGAGCAUCACUCGAACAUUGUGCCCUGGCAGCUUCUCGCGGAGCGCACUGGGUGCGUUUUGAAGUUUGUUAAACUCACGAAGGAUACGCAGGAGCUGGAUAUUGCUGAGCUUCGUUCACUCGUGAACGAGAAGACAAAACUCAUCACGACGGCGCAUGUUAGCAACGUCACUGGCGGUGAGGCACCAGUGGCUGAGAUUGUAGAGCUCGCUCGUGGCGUCGGCGCCAAGGUGCUUCUCGAUGCGUGCCAGAGCUUGCCCCACAUGCCCGUCGACGUGCAAUCGCUCGGAGCAGACUGGAUCGUCGGUAGCGGUCACAAAAUGUGUGGACCGACGGGUAUAGGUUUUUUGUGGGGUCGUCUCGACGUACUUGAGACGAUGCCUCCCUGGAUGGGCGGCGGCGAGAUGAUUCAGGACGUCUUCCUGGAGAGGAGCACGUACGCUGAGCCGCCGGGAAGAUUCGAGGCCGGCACGCCGGCGAUCGCGGAGGCGAUCGCGCUCGGAGCGGCGUGCGAUUACCUGUCGAGAAUCGGUAUGGACCGCAUCCACGAGUACGAGGUUGAAAUCGGUCGUUACCUGUAUGAGAAGCUCUCCCAGGUGCCAAAGGUGACCAUUUACGGCCCGCCGCCGUCACGAGGCCGUGCCUCGCUCUGUGCCUUCAACGUCGAGGGCAUCCACGCUAAUGAUCUGUGCACGCUGUUGGACCAAGCCGGGAUCGCCUGCCGCAGCGGCCAUCACUGCACGCAGCCCCUGCACCGCUACCUCGACGUUCCCGGGAGCGCGCGCGCCAGUCUCUACUUUUACAACGUUCGCGAAGACGUCGACGCCUUCAUCGAUGCCCUCCGAUCCACCAUAGAAUUCUUUUCUGAGUUUGAAUGA
Ostreococcus tauri is the source of this 1371-nucleotide messenger RNA. Its product is annotated as Pyridoxal phosphate-dependent transferase, major region, subdomain 2. The record is from RefSeq and is a predicted model, not a curated record. The transcript has a single exon. Lineage: Eukaryota; Viridiplantae; Chlorophyta; Mamiellophyceae; Mamiellales; Bathycoccaceae. Gene Ontology annotation, molecular function: cysteine desulfurase activity; pyridoxal phosphate binding. The coding region runs from base 1 to 1371 and encodes 456 amino acids.